Messenger RNA from Austrofundulus limnaeus, 941 nucleotides. Its product is annotated as E3 ubiquitin-protein ligase UBR2. The record is from RefSeq and is a predicted model, not a curated record. NCBI's taxonomy places the organism in Eukaryota, Metazoa, Chordata, Actinopteri, Cyprinodontiformes, Rivulidae. Gene Ontology annotation, cellular component: cytoplasm; ubiquitin ligase complex. Gene Ontology annotation, molecular function: ubiquitin protein ligase activity. Gene Ontology annotation, biological process: protein ubiquitination; ubiquitin-dependent protein catabolic process via the N-end rule pathway.
ACACUCCACCUGGUGGGCAUGGCUCUGCUGGAGGAGCAGCAGCAGCUGGAGAACAGCAGCACAGAGGACGACAUCAUUUUUAACUACACAUCUAAGAUCACACGUCCAGGUGAAGGUCCCAGUACUUCAGGAAGUGUUCUGGCUUUAUUAGAGAGUCUGCAGAACGCACCUCACCUGGAGGUCCACAAAGACAUGAUCACCUGGAUUCUAAAGAUGGUGGGAAACAUUAAAACCAUCAGAGAGCGAACAUCAUCUACAUUCAGCACCUCGGCCAACCAGGGCUGGCAUCUGGAGGAGACGAUGAGGGACAAGGACAAGGCAGAGAGGAAGAGGAAAGCAGAGAUGGCUCGGCUCCGCAGGGAGAAGAUCAUGGCUCAGAUGUCAGAGAUGCAGAAACACUUCAUCAACGAGAACAAAGAGCUGUUCCAGCAGAGCAUGGAGGAGUUGGAGGCUUCCACCUCUGCUGCCGAGCACAGUCCUCCCAGCUCAGAGCUCACCUGUUCCUCUCAGGUGUGCGUUGGUCCCUGGAGGAUGGGCAGGGCAGAGCGCCGUCAGGUGGUCACCUGCAUUCUGUGUCAGGAGGAACAAGAGGUCAAAGGUCACGGCAGAGCAAUGGUCCUGGCAGCGUUCAUCCAGAGGUCCACAGUUCUGUCCAAGAAUCGCAGCCGCAGCCUUCCUAACCCAGAGCACCAUGAGCCCUUAUUCAUGCACCCUGACCUGUCCCUGGGGAUCCACACAGCCAGCUGUGGACACAUAAUGCAUGCCACCUGCUGGCAGAGGUACUUUGAGGCGGUGCAGCUGAAGGAGCAGAGACGUCAGCAGCGUCUCAGAGGUCACACCAGCUACGAUGUGGAGAAAGGAGAGUUUUUAUGUCCACUCUGCGAGUGUUUAAGUAACACUGUGAUCCCCCUGCUGCCGCACACCUGCCCACCUGUCAGCAG